AUGUCAUUUAUCGAGGGUACUCCGGAGCGCUAUCAACCAAACAAAACCCUCCUCAUCCGCGAACACCGCCCGCCAGCACCAUUCGGAAUCAAUGGCAGUUACAGGGACAGCCCGCGACCCGUCGUCGACUGGGACAGCUUGCCUCGGUACAUCAGCCGCGUUGAGGUGGCUCUCGCCUACCCACCGAUGGAGAACGAGACCCAGCCUACCAGCUAUACCACUCCGGCUCAUGAGCGCACACUGACCAUCACGGGCUCCAAAACACGGCGCCACAAAGACGCUACUGGUCGUGACAGAGGCGGGGCCCACGUCCUCACAUGCUUUCUCGACGGGGAUCCGACCGUGGAAUACGUGGCCAAGAUCUACGAUGCUGCCGAUUAUCCGCUGUCCCUGCAGCCUAUCCCUGGCGUUGGCGGCGUCCUGGCCCCGGCUUACUUUGGAUCUUGGACCUUUGCACUUGAUGUCAACAGUCCGGAUGUAAAUCCCGAUGAAGACCCAGAACCAGACCACCCCAAGCUCGAACCCAGCCGACGCUGGGUACGAAUGAUUCUGCUGGAGCUGGUCGCUGGCGAAUGCCUCGUGGACAUGAUGGAGAAGGCCGAAGUGAGCAGCCCCACCCCGGAGAGGCGCUACGCCACCACCACCGACUAUUCUCAACUCCCCCCGGAAGACUUUCGCCUCCUAGUCAUGCGUAACAUUAUCGAGACCGACAUCACCAUCUGGUGGGAAGGACUUCUCACUCACAACGACAUCGAACCGCAUAAUAUUAUCGUCAGGCCCAAUGGCAAAGUCGUCAUCAUCGACUUCAACGUCGCCCAGCUGUUCAAUUUUACUUAUUAUGGCGACGAUCACCCCCGACAACUAGGACCGGAUGACCCAUACGCCCUGACCCAGCCGGAGUCGCCUAUUAUGCGGUACUGGCCCAUUCCAUUUGGUGGUGCGUACACCGGCUGGGAGUCAAGCAUGUGGAAACAUUGGGUACCGACGGCCUGGAUCGAGGACCCGAAUCGGUCGACGGAGUGGUUGGUGAAAACAUACCGGGGCGACACUAGGUUUGCGCCGCUCAGCCAGAGAUGGUUGAACACGUUUUCGCACUCACAACUUGAUCCGAGGGCGGUACGGUUGCUGGAGAGUUUGGGCCGGAAGCCAGCCGAGGAGGGGGAAUGA
Messenger RNA from Dichotomopilus funicola, 1167 nucleotides. RefSeq lists its product as uncharacterized. NCBI's taxonomy places the organism in Eukaryota, Fungi, Ascomycota, Sordariomycetes, Sordariales, Chaetomiaceae. The coding region runs from base 1 to 1167 and encodes 388 amino acids. The record is from RefSeq and is a predicted model, not a curated record. The transcript is spliced from 2 exons.